CAUAAUAGAAAUGGAAAAAAGACUAUUAUUAGGCCUACUGGUGACUAAUUUUUAGAAUUUCCUAAACGUAGAAUAAUGCUUUACAUUUUGUAGCCAAUAGAAUCUUAGAGCUAAUUACUUUUAUUCAGUUCCGGUCAGCGAUCUUUUCUUCAACAGAGAUUAAUAUACAGAAAUAAAUAAUGAAAGGCAGCAUUUUUACAGACUUUAUAUAAAUAUCAGGAGCUUUCGUUCACGCAGUGGCGUGUGACGACCAGUAGAAUACGGUAACUAUGCAUUUCGAAGGUGAAGUGUCAGUGCUCAGAAUCUUAUCAUAAUCCACCACUUUUGUUUUCAUAACAGCUUGGAGAUCAGCACAAAUAUUUUUUAACGAGAAAAUUAUAUUACAGGCAAAACAUCUCUCAUUUGUGGUUCGGGAGCAUCGCUAGCACGAAUAAACUUUGAAACUAUAAACAUGAGAGUUACUUUCUACCUGGUGGUAAUAAUUGCUGUAUUACAGAGGUCGUGGUGUCUUGUCCUUGUGGAAGGACCGCGAGAUUUUGAUGCAGUUGCUGGUGAAACGAUUCGUUUAUCAUGCCGAGUGCGGGAAAUCUUAUCAGACGAGAAUAUUGUCUGGUACCAUUUAGAAUCGAACUCGUACCUCACUAUAGGGUCGAUCGUUUUUACUACGGACAUCAACAAGCGAAAUCGCUACAGCAUUAUUAUUCAAGACUUAAUCGCUAGAAAUGGUGACACGGUAUCUGAAUAUACUUUACAGAUCACUGACUUACAGUCUAUCGAUAAUGGUGAGUACCAAUGUGGGUACAUAGAACAAUCAAAUGAGCCCUUUAGAAAUUUAGCCAGGGCGAAGCUGACCGUACUGUUGCCACGCCCUGAAUGUAGCAUAGAUUAUUUUGGAAGGACGAGGGCACCAAGACCAGGUGAUCAAAUUAACCUCCAGUGUUCGUCCAGUGGGUGGAACCCUUCUCCAGAUAUAACAUGGAUGAGAGCGACAGAAACUCUUUCGUUUGACCAACAAACUACUAAUUCCAUCAUCGCAUGGACGCUUCAGGCCACGGACGAAAAUUUGGUAUUUACUUGUGAGGCGUUCAGUGAAUUUCUUUCAGUUGAGAAGUCGUGUGAAGUCGUGCCGUUUCCACAGCCGCCCGAUGCACGCCUAAUCCAAAUUGGCAGGAUUGAAAACGGUUCGAACGUUACCUUUAUCUGUGAUGCGGUAGGCCAACAGCCACUGACAUACUCAUGGACAAUCAGUUUCAAUGUUCUUCUUCAAAAGCGUUACUAUACUGAGGACAAUAUGAGAAUUUUACAUAUUCUUGAUUUCCAAGAAGAAGAUAACGGUACUAUUGUAGAAUGUAUGGCAUCGUAUGCGGCAUUAGAUAUGUCGAGCGUUGCCUCUCUGUUUCUGAUCUUGUCGAGCGGUACACCUGUGCCGUCAAUAGAACCAACAAAGGAAAUCACUGAUGGCCCUACCAAACCUUCUAUCCCUGUGCCAGAGGCGCAACUUACUACCGAAGCUGUGAUCGCAAUUGUCGCAGCGUGCAUAGUAGUAUUUCUAGCAGUGGUACUCAUUUUCGUCAUUUAUACAGUCAAAAGCGACAAAACAUAUAGCCUUGACAAUGUCGAAGGUACGGUAACCCACGAGGACGCAAAAUCUACGGACAACAUCGCAGGCCCUGCAGACGCGCAAUCUACAGAAGGUGUCUUCAACAUCAGUUCACAGCUUGAGCACGACACCGACGGAAAACAGAACGUUGAAGAAACUCAUACAAAAGACAACAUAUAUAACGUUUAAAAACGAACAGUUAUUUGAAUUCAACAUUUAAACAAUACAUUAAUUACUACCUAGAAAUUUUACCUAUUAUAUAAACUUAAUAUUUUUGAAUGUCCAUCAAUGCGAUGACGUCAAAUUAAAUCAUUAGUUUAUUUCUUGUAUAUAUCGUAUUUAGAAGACCGGUCCCGCAACUCAUGUGCAUAAACGGUCGGCAUAAACCACGAGAAUUGUUCAUUAAUCAGGCUAUAUUUUUAGUUAAAAAUAAUUAGUAAUCAGGAAGCUCUUCGCUUGACUGUCAGUUAACAAUAAUUCUUUGGUUGUUGCCGAGGAAGGACAGGAGGAGUCUUUUUGCCUCUCUCUGUCCGUCACAGAUAUCAUAAACAAGUACGUCUAUCAUAAUAGGUACAAUUUAAACAUACAUUACAACGAACAUUCGUUAAGAAGUAAAAAACUUGUCUGAUUUGUAUACUUGAAUAAGUUCUUGCCUUUCAAUUGAAACAUUAUACAAAAGAAAAUUGUAUAUUUGAACGGACGUUAAAUGAUGUAAUUAGUACAGGCUGAUGACUACACGAAAGCUAUUAAGAUUUAGGUUCUUUUAAAUGUACCGUACAAAUUGUUGUAAAAUAUAUGUUUGUCGUUGGAUUUUACGUUUUACCGUUUUACAUUUAAAACAUUUAAAUUAUUUGUAAUAACUAAUUAUCUAGGACUUUAUUGUAAUUCAAAGUAUCUUACUACUCUUUUAGAUUUCAUAUUUUAUUCAGGGUUUAUUAAAUUGUAUAUUGUCCUAAUAGCAAAUAAUGCUAAAUAAUUAAAUUAUUGUAAUAGCUUCUUUCAAUAAUAUAUUUUAAUUGUUUAGAUUAAGUAUUAUAUCAUGUUUAUGAUUUACCAUUACAAUACUGUAUAUACAUUAUCAUUAUAUCUUUAAUGCAUUUUAGUUUUUGUACCAUAUUAAGCACAUCUUGUGUUAUUUGCCAAAUACACUAAGUAGUUGAACAUAACACCUUGGCUCAUGGGCGACGCAGAUUAAAUUUAUUUUAAAAUAAA
Messenger RNA from Anneissia japonica, 2812 nucleotides. RefSeq names its product cell adhesion molecule 2-like. The record is from RefSeq and is a predicted model, not a curated record. Lineage: Eukaryota; Metazoa; Echinodermata; Crinoidea; Comatulida; Comatulidae. Bases 452 to 1789 code for a protein of 445 amino acids. The transcript has a single exon.